This is a messenger RNA of Salvia hispanica, 861 nucleotides long. RefSeq lists its product as uncharacterized. Gene Ontology annotation, molecular function: protein binding. The record is from RefSeq and is a predicted model, not a curated record. Lineage: Eukaryota; Viridiplantae; Streptophyta; Magnoliopsida; Lamiales; Lamiaceae.
AUUCAGUAUCUCCCCGAGAUUGUGGUGUUGGAGAAGGAAGCUGGGCAGGCCUUUGCUUUAAUCCAAGUCAAUUGUCUAUGGCAGCUACUGCCCGCAGCUUUUGCAAGAGCAUUGAUGUUUAUGAUCAUGAUAUUCAUCUACGCACUUUACGUACAUUGGGGUUCCCAACCUCGCUAAUUUUCAUGGACAGUUUUAAGGAGAGCGGAGGUUCAAUGUUAGCCACCACAGAAGGUUCCCAGCUAAGUGUAUGGGAUUUACGAGUGAAAGAAAAUGGGGGCUGUGUGCAAAGAAUCAUGGGAUCUGUUGGAAACAUGUUAUAUGCAGUCAGUAUGUCUUCAUCUGGUAAUAUUGCUGUUGGUGGUGAAGACCGCACUGUGACUGUCUAUGAUCCACGCAGAUGGUGUGCAACAUCUAGAUGGCUGAACUGUUCAAAAUACGAGAUAACUGGACUUUGUUUUUCUUCCGUUGAUCCGAAUUAUCUAUAUGUACAAGGAGUUGAUUAUGAGAUUAUGUGUGGACAAUGGAGAGAAAGUGAGAAGGCCUUUUCAUUUAGAGGGGACUCAAACUGGCUUGGAUUUAGCAAGUGUUCCGAUAGGGAUAUUUUGGCUGGAUGGUGCGACUCGGGCAGCAUAUUUGUUGCUGAUGCCUCUGAGAAGAACGUUGAAAUGCAUGUCUGAGCGCAGCUGGAAUAUUAUCAGCCUGAACGAAUCAUGUAUCGUUGUCUGAGUUAAGAGUAGUGUUAGCCAUGGAAGAGUGGGGGGAAGUUUGUCAUAUAGUUUUGUGACUUUUACCUAACUCAAAUGUUUAAGAUUCUGAUGAGUCAAAAUCACCCAAAUGUCUGAAUUUAAAGACAUUUUUGUA